AUGUCUGAUCUAAUUAACAACGGUAGUUGUCGUCACAGCAACCUCGUCGUCCCUUCCUUGUUUGCAGUCGUCUCUACUAAGGCUAUUUCGUUUCUAUUGCUCAGCUUUUGGGUUAAAGCAGCACAUGGAUUGGUCCAACGCUUUCUCAGACACAAGACCAAUGUCUAUGUAGAUAAUAGUUUAGACUAUGGAUUAGACCUAACUUUGCAUUGCAAAUCCAAAGAUAAUGAUUUAGGGAUUAAAUUGCUCCAUUUUGAUGAAACUUUCAAGUUCACCUUUAGACCUACUUUUUGGGGGACUACAGAAUUCUUUUGUAGCUUUCAAUGGAAGGAUAGGUUUGAGUGGUUUAGCAUUUACGUAGAUAAUAGAGAUUAUCCAAUAUGCUAUGAUUGUUAUUGGAUUGUAAAAACUGACGGGCCUUGCAUGAAGAGCGCUUCUGGUUACUAUGAUAUUUGCUACAAAUGGAAUCCCAAGUUUGAUUGA
Messenger RNA from Mercurialis annua (annual mercury), 483 nucleotides. Its product is annotated as S-protein homolog 5-like. The record is from RefSeq and is a predicted model, not a curated record. The transcript is spliced from 3 exons. NCBI's taxonomy places the organism in Eukaryota, Viridiplantae, Streptophyta, Magnoliopsida, Malpighiales, Euphorbiaceae. Bases 1 to 483 code for a protein of 160 amino acids.